AUGGCAUGUGCAGUAUUUUGUCCUUUUUUUUUUUCCCCACCCCCGCCAGGUGCUUGGGUAAGCCGUGGGCUAGGAAUGGUAAAGGAAGCAGAUGGUCAGUUAGUGUGGACAUACAUUGCUCAACACUUGGGCUACUGGAUAGCGGCUCCACUGCCUGGAACAAGAGAAUCCAUUAUUAGUGCGGUUUCCAAGGACAUAACAGCCUAUCACACAGUGUUCCUUACAGCCAUACUUGGAGGUACUGUUGUCAUUAUCAUUGGAUUUUUUGCUGUUCUUCUUUGUUACUGCAGGGAUAAAUGUGGUCGGACACAAAAGAAGGAAAAGAAUACAACUAAGUUGGAGGUCAUAAAAAAAGACCAGACAACAUCAACAACUCACAUAAAUCACAUCAAUGCUGUCAAAGGGUCUUUAAAGUUGGAAGAUAAGUCACAGUUAUAUAUACCGAAGAUGUCUUCAUACAGCCCUCAAAGAAAGAUGUCCAUAGACACGGAAGAUGGAAAAUCUCGAGACAAUUUUAAAAUCUACACAGAAGAUGCUUCUUAUCGGUCAUCUUGCCAAACUGGUCAGUCAAGAAAUUCAGUCCAUUCAUUGGAGCCCAAUGCUGGAGUUAGGCACUUAGAGCAGCCAAAGCAUAGUAACAGUACUGUCUCCCAGGUUCCUAGGGACGUUCAAGACCAAAACAGAUACCUUUCAGUGAAAGAGGAGAUGUAUGGGCUUUCCCAUAUCCCAGAACACCUAAUGCAUAUUUACAAUCAACCUAUUACUAUUCUACAAACCUCUGACCUUUUCCAUUCCCCAGAACAAUUGCAUCCUGCUAAAUCAGCAACUUUGCCAAGAAAAGGGCAAUUAGUAUAUAGCCCUAUGAUGGAACCCAUGAAUCGUGACAGUUACAUGCAAACGUUACCAAAAAUGCCAGUGCACUCUCAUCCACAGCCUUCUGUUGGCAAAGAUGAAAACAGUACAUUAGACAGUGAAGAGGGCUUACCUUCUCAAAUGUCAAACUGGGGCCGGUAUACUAAUAGCUUACUGGAAUCUGUCUCUGUUCCUGGGACGUUGAAUGAAGCUGUUGUAAUGACUCCGUUUUCAUCUGAACUUCAAGGUAUUUCAGAACAAACAUUACUGGAACUGUCUAAAGGAAAACCAUCUCCGCACCCUCGAGCAUGGUUUGUGUCCCUGGAUGGAAAGCCGAUUGCUCAAGUAAGGCAUUCUUUCAUAGAUCUGAAAAAGGGCAGAAAAACAGAGAGUAAUGAUACCAGUCUGGACUCUGGUGUGGACAUGAAUGAGCAUCAUCCUAGUAGGAAACUGGAGAGAGAGAAAACUUUUGUAAAAAAUAUGCCUCAUUCCAAGAUCCUUUACUUGGAAGAUCUGGAUCUGGGUAGCAGUGAAAGUGGGACCGCUGUUUGCACCCCAGAGGACCAGGCUGUGAGGCACAUUCUGGAUGGAGGGAACGGGCAAGUCAUAGAACAGCACAAUGAAGAAGAUCUAAGAAAAACUGUGUCAGGAAGUCAUGAAUCUGGUAUCCCUUCUGCUAAAAAAAGGGGUCGACCGUCUAUCACAAAAAGAGAUAGCAAAACCAAUAUCUGGAAGAAAAGAGAGGAAAGGCCGCUUAUUCCUAUAAAUUAAAACACAAUGUGCUCUGUGUUGUUGCUCUCCCUGCUGGCUAUUGACCUGCUUGUCUGCAGUGUUGGGUUUACAAGGGAAACGUUGUUUUCCAGUAUCAAGACGAGUUACUUUUUUU
Molecule: messenger RNA, 1738 nt
Organism: Mesitornis unicolor (brown roatelo)
Lineage: Eukaryota; Metazoa; Chordata; Aves; Mesitornithiformes; Mesitornithidae
Gene: FAM171B
Product: family with sequence similarity 171, member B
Exons: 3
Coding region: 1-1623 (540 amino acids)
Source: RefSeq, a predicted model, not a curated record